Melanotaenia boesemani (Boeseman's rainbowfish) is the source of this 1048-nucleotide messenger RNA. RefSeq names its product A kinase (PRKA) interacting protein 1 (gene akip1). Gene Ontology annotation, biological process: regulation of non-canonical NF-kappaB signal transduction. Bases 275 to 790 code for a protein of 171 amino acids. The record is from RefSeq and is a predicted model, not a curated record. NCBI's taxonomy places the organism in Eukaryota, Metazoa, Chordata, Actinopteri, Atheriniformes, Melanotaeniidae. Gene Ontology annotation, cellular component: nucleoplasm. The transcript is spliced from 6 exons.
GCGGGGCUUAAGUGGGCAGCGUUUCCUGUCAUGUUUGAAAAGUAGUGAACGCUGGACUCAAAUAAUUAUCAUAGAAAAGAAAAUGUGAGGGACCUUAUUAAACAAGAAAUAAAUCAAAGAACUGGUAAAGUUAUGACGACACAGUGAGAGAAUGCAGCGUGUGCAGCUAAAAUCUGUUUGACGACUCAGUUUUUCACUGGAGCUCGUGAAGGACACUGAUCUUCAUAAAAGUGAUAGCUUUUCCUAAUCACAUGUGUCUUUACUUCAGCUGUUAAUGGCACACCAGUCUUGGUUGGAGUGUUCCCUGCAGCGCUCUGCCAGUCUCGGCUUGGAGGUGCUGGAGCGAGCCUCCAGGCGGAGUGUAGACUGGACCAACACUGGUGCAUCUCAAACCCCCACAACUUCUGAUGAAAACCGUCGCAUUCCUGUCACGAGAGCCCACACAGAGCUUAACGAUGCCUUUGCAACAAUUGCAGAGUUCAUGGCGCAGACAACCUAUCACUGCAAGAAGUUCUACGAGUCUGGCUGUUGCACUGACCCCACUGAAAGUGAAAGAAACCAUAUGUCCAGGUUCCACACACAACCAGGAGUUGUAAGGCCAACAUCAGCACUUCCAACCAGUAAACACAUACAACAUGUGGGCCGUGUCUCUGCGAUGGGUGAAGAUUUUUACAUCGAGGUUUCACCAGGAGCGUACGCCAUCACUGCAAGUUUGCCGGAGUCACAGCAGCAGACUCGGCUGGUCAGCAUUAAAGCUGGAGAGAGUAUCAACCUCACCUUUAACCUCUGACACCUCACCUGACCAAAUAAGCUCUCUGAACGUCUAAUAACAAAACUGACCAAAUGCUAAAGCUGUUUGUGUGUUUCUUGCCUGUUUUUAUUUUGCUAUCAAGAUGUUUUGUAUGCUGCGCGCUGAAUAGCCAUAUUUUUCAUACAUGUUAUUUGCUUAUUAGAUUGCAUGUUAAAAUUUUGCACUUCAUAAUGUAAUAUACUAAAAACAGUGUUUACCUGCACUAAUGCCGCUAUAGUGUAUUUAAAAGUUUUUUUU